This is a messenger RNA of Anguilla anguilla (European eel), 3492 nucleotides long. RefSeq names its product polo-like kinase 3 (Drosophila) (gene plk3). Gene Ontology annotation, molecular function: protein serine/threonine kinase activity; protein binding; ATP binding. The record is from RefSeq and is a predicted model, not a curated record. Bases 103 to 2094 code for a protein of 663 amino acids. Gene Ontology annotation, biological process: DNA damage response; protein phosphorylation; regulation of cytokinesis. Gene Ontology annotation, cellular component: spindle pole; nucleus; cytoplasm. NCBI's taxonomy places the organism in Eukaryota, Metazoa, Chordata, Actinopteri, Anguilliformes, Anguillidae. The transcript is spliced from 15 exons.
UGUCGAGGCAUGUUCGCUGGGUACUGCAGGAAGGUGUUGGUGACUGAGAUAGAAUUGUAACUCCAAAGACCUGUUACCUGGCAUUGUGAUCGUGGUUGGUGAAUGGAUUCAGCGUGUUUCUCCAACUCGCAACGCCUUUCCUGCCACAUCAUGAACCCGGAUUUAUUCAAACCUAGCCCAGAACGGGUACAAGUUGCCCAGCCAGUAAAACCGAACAGGAACAAAACGGAACAAAUAAAACCUGAAUUGGCUCAGGUGGUGGCUGACUCCAAGACGGGAAGAUGUUACUGCAAAGGAAAGCUUUUGGGAAAGGGUGGUUUCGCACGAUGCUACGAAAUGACAGACCUUGCCAACAACAAAAUGUAUGCUGUCAAGGUUAUUCCACAAAGCCGAGUGUCAAAACCUCACCAGAGGGACAAGAUAACAAAUGAAAUCGAGCUCCACAAAACACUACAUCACAAACAUGUGGUGAAAUUCUCGCACCAUUUUGAGGACGAAGACAACAUCUACAUCUUCCUGGAGCUAUGCAGCAGAAAGUCCCUGGCACACAUCUGGAAGGCGCGACACACUCUCACAGACCCCGAAGUUCGGUACUAUCUCCGGCAGAUCAUAUCGGGCUUGAAGUACCUGCACAACAAAGGCAUCCUCCACAGAGACCUCAAACUAGGUAAUUUUUUUGUGAAUGAGAACAUGGAGCUGAAACUAGGAGAUUUUGGGCUGGCUGCCAAGCUGGAGCCGGUGGAACAGAGAAAAAAGACCAUCUGCGGUACUCCAAACUACCUGGCUCCAGAGGUGCUCAACAGACAGGGACACGGACCUGAGUCGGACAUUUGGUCGCUGGGCUGUGUCAUGUUCACACUGAUGUGUGGGAACCCACCCUUUGAGACGCUGGACCUGAAGGAGACCUACAAGUGCAUCAAGGAGGUGCGAUACACCCUGCCCUCCACCCUCUCCCCCGCUGCCCAGAAGCUGAUCUCUGGUAUACUGCAGAGAAACCCCAGCGACCGCCUCACCCUGGACCAGAUCCUCAACCACGAGUUCUUCACAAAGGGCUUCACUCCUGACAAACUGCCCCCUAGCAGCUGUGUAAUGGUGCCAGAACUCAACCCACCCAGCCCUGCCAAGAAGUUCUUCACCAAGAUGGCCAAGAGCCUCUUUGGCAAGAAGAAAUCCAAAGUGGAGAAAGUCCCGUGCGAAGAACGAGAUGAAAUCUCCAAGCUAGUGACUGGCAUCGUCAAGAGCUCCAUCAGCCGACAGAUGAGCUACAAGACUGUGGAGGCCAACGAGGCCACAUCUCCCAGCGGUCAACUGGCCAGCACUAGUCCACCGGACACCCAGGCAGAGGAGGAGUCCAGGAAGUCCACGUCGCGCUCUUUCAAAGGCACCGUAGCCAGUAGCACUGAAGCUUGUGACGACGGCCUCACCCCUGCCGCGGUGGCAGAGUCGGCAAUGAAGGUUCUUGGCGGCUGCCUGUCCUCCAUGCCCACAGCUUCAAGAAACCCACCCUAUCUAUCAAGGCCGAAAUCCUUUGUCUGGGUCACCAAGUGGGUUGACUACUCCAACAAAUACGGCUUUGGCUACCAGCUGUCCAAUCAGAACAUCGGCGUGCUGUUCAACGAAGGGACGCACCUCAGCCUGAGCGACCAGCGAAGGACCGUCAAUUACUACCUGACGAACAACAAGCACUUCACCUUCCAAGCUUCGGCAGUCCCCGAACAGCUGCGCGGUCAGAUGCAGAUCGUGGAGUACAUGGCCACCUACAUGGAGCAAAAUCUGAUGGAGGGUGGAGACCUGCACUCCUCAGACCAGUCCCCCUCCACCUCCCCUCUGCUGCUGCAGUGGGUGAAGACUGACCACGCCCUCCUGAUGCUCUUCAGCAACGGCACCAUACAGGUGAAUUUCUACACCGACCACACCAAGAUCAUUCUGUGCAAGAGCUCCGACUCCUCCUCCUACCUCCUGACCUACAUCAGCCGGGAACGCGUCUCGUACACGUACAAUCUGAGCGCGCUCAAGGAGCAGGGCUGCGCCACCGAGCUGCGCCACCGCCUGCGCUACGUCCAGCAGCUGCUGCAGCACCACAUGGGUGCUUAAGCCACGCCCCCCCACCCCCCACCCUGAUCCAUUCACUCAGGACUCUUACGACGAGCCGCCAACCGCUGCUUUCCUGCUUCCAAUGGGGAGCGAUUUCGGUGGGGACUCCGCCCCCCCCCCCCGGGUGGGGGAGUCUCAACCUCUGGCUAGUGUCUGGCCUUUUUGGACUAUGGUGCACAUUUAAUCUUUUUUUUUUUUUUUUUUCCUUAAUUUUUAUUAUUAAACGACAACCCACAGCUCAACUGCUAUAACACACUACUGGCUUGAUUCACCUCACGAAAAACUUGGGCCAUCAUCCCUUCUGCUGCUGCACAGAUUUGGGGGACCAACUGACAGGCGCCGUGGCAAUGGGCAGCCAAGUGACUCUCCCUUACCGAAAAAAAGCUGUCUGUUCUGUGCUCGGGACUUUUUUAUGCUUUAAAAUGUCACCUGUUUAAAGCAACCAUUUUAUGAGAGAAUUCUGCUUCACUAUACGGUACUCACCAGGCUGGGAUGGCAUGGAUGGAAGAUUUGAAGGGGGAAGCGACACGUUAUUUGCACUAUGAAUCAGUUUUAUUUCUUUGGGGAGGCAGCUGUUUUUUUUAUCACUAGUUUCAGUGUUUUUACUAUAGAUAUAUAGAACUAUAUAACUAUAGAUACCAAAAGGUCAUUCCUUUUUAAACUUUAAAAUGAGGACAGGCAAAGGUCUUACGUUGGUAGGAGUGAGCAUGGGCUGCAGCAGUCAGAUGGUCAAGCUUUACACAGUGACUGAAUGUGAUGGGAGGGACGAGUGGGGAGGGUGGGAGGGGUAAAGUGCCUUUGGGGGGGGGGGGGAGCCUAGAUUGUGCAAUAAUGCCCCUUCAGAAGCUAAAUAGACAAAUGGAAGCUGAAAAUAGGUUAAGGGGAGGGGCCAAAGUUAUAUGCAUUUUUCUUUUUCCUCUUUUUGAUGGGUUGAAUAAGUCGUUUUGGAAAUGAGGAAGCGGUGUCACUUGUGCAUGCUUGUUUUUGGCUGUGGAAGGACCCGGCACCUGUGUGUGCGUGUCUGUGUGUGUGUGUGUGAAUGUACUCCUUCUGUCUUUACUCCUUCUGUUUCUCCUGCUAAGAGAUGCUCAGCUUCCUCUGCCCUAAAAUCAUAUCCCGUUUGUAAACUGUGACCUUGAGCCUAAGUGUUAUUAAAACUAACGAGCAUUGUGUUUUCAAAUCCACAAGAAGGUGAAAGGCUUUGCCCUUUCACAGAAUUUAAAUAUCCUUUAAUUUAUUUACAUUUUGUGGCACAUUCGUCCUGUCUUUAAUAUUUAUUUUUAUUUAUAAAUUGUUUUAUUUAUUAUUGUUUACAUCUUGUGUGGUGUUGACACUUGGGGAAAUGUUCAAUAUCACUUUUUUUAUGUGUUGGGAAAAUUGGAAAAAUAAAGUUUAUUG